AUGGGUACUUUUUUCUCCGCCCACCGACACAACCGGCAGCUCAUCAAUAUUGAGCUCGGUAUCAGCAUCACAGUCGACGCCAGGUCGAUCACGGUUGAGCGAGCCUGGGGAGCCUUCGUAGCUUUCCACGCUCUGGCUACGCUCCAUCCUUCGGACAGCCAAUGCUUGCCCUACACGCACUACCUCUGCCCUCUCUCCUUACCUCAUCUGCAUCCAACCUCGAUACCGACCAGGAUGCCGAAGAAAAAAGAUGCCGAGCUUGACAGUCUCGACAGCCACCUGGCCGACUUUCGGUCGGCGCCCAACGUACAGCUUCGAACACCCGACCAGAGGAAUACACAGCCUUCUAUGCAGACAACAACGACGAUCACCACUGUCAACCUGCCAACGCACGAUGGCCUGGGAACCUUUCAAUUAGGUGAUACUGUGGGCAUGAGUGCAGCUUUGCAAGAGCGUCUUUACGCGUUUGAACAGUUCAACCCCAGACGUGUGACCAAGCGGCGUCGGGAAAGCCCAGAACCAGUCCCACCACAGGUUGAGCAAGAGAUAUCAGAGGAGAUGCAGCGGAUACAACGGAUCGAGGAAUGGCGAUUGGACCAUAGCAGGGUGCUCCUGGAAGAGAUUCGGAAGCAGACACGGCGGCGGAGAGGAUCAGAACUGUCCUCGCGGCGGGGCCGAGUAGAAGAGGCAGCAACAGCGCCAGCAUCCGCCGCUAGCAUUGCCAGUGCUAGCGAUGCGGUGCUUGGCGAAGCAGAUGGCGAGUGGCAUGACCAGGAGGAUGAUGACCUUAUCCUGGGAAUGUCGGAAGAUGGUGAUGAACACGGCGAAGGGCUGUGGUCCCGGAUAACACGAAAGUUCAUGGUCGAAGUGAUGGGCAUCGAUGACGAAGUCCUCUCUAUUCUGCUCGGAGAAACCCUUCCGAAGACGGUCCAGCAAGAAGAGAGCAUUGACCCAUCACCAACACCGAGGGCGUCGGAUGCGGUGCUCGCUGCAUUCGACGCUGUGAGCAAGGAGGAAGCAGAAGGCGAUGACACAUCCUCAUCGUGGCGGUUGCGGAUGCUUGACCGAAUCGCAAAGGAACUGGGCCAUUUUGUUCAUCGGCAUAUGACCACACAUCCAGGUGCUUUCACGACCUAUCAGCGCGUGCAACAAAUGCCGCUUCCAUACGCCGGGCUGCCUGUGAUUCCGGAGGCAAUGACACCGCCCGACCGCGAGAGGCCUCAUGAUUAUGGGCGUAAGGUUGGUAAAGAAAGCCAACGAGGCGAUCCUGACGAAGUAGAUCAAGGUACUACGCCUCAUGCUACUGCAGCUACCGCGGCAACAACACCAUCGUUACCACACUUCCAACCGACUAUCCUGCAGGCACGGCCAACUGUCCCCGAAGGUCAACACUCUUCUGGGAGCGUGGCCACAUCCGGGCCCAGUGCGGCGGCCACACCGUCGCAGGCAGCUUCUUCGCAGACGUUCUCCCAAGAGGAAUGGGAGCAGGAUCUGGACAUCAAACUUGUCUUCCGGUACCUCCGGUCCCGCUUCACGUCAGAUGCGCCUCCGCCUACCAACAGCCUCCAACAUCAUCUGCACCACCAUCCGCUCGCGCUCAACAACAACAUCAGCAUGCAAGACGCGGCAGCCAAGGUAGCCCGCGUGCGGCUACACCACCCGCUUGUUGGGCGGAACACAAACCGCCAGGCAGGCGACCGGCGGCCGAUGCCGGCAUACCGCAACAUGAACAUGGGGGUGGUCGUGCCGACUAGUCCUAUCACGGGCCUGAGGCACCAACCCUCCUGCGCUAGCCAAAGCACGAGGCGGUCGGCACGCAGAAGCAGCAGCUUGUCAUCAUCACGUCACUAUUGGGAUAUCGGAGGCUCGAUUGGAACUGGAUCCAUGAUCGCGCCUGCGGCACCUAUGGGCAGUUGGGGCGAGGCGUGA
Grosmannia clavigera kw1407 is the source of this 1929-nucleotide messenger RNA. RefSeq lists its product as uncharacterized. Lineage: Eukaryota; Fungi; Ascomycota; Sordariomycetes; Ophiostomatales; Ophiostomataceae. The transcript has a single exon. The record is from RefSeq and is a predicted model, not a curated record. The coding region runs from base 1 to 1929 and encodes 642 amino acids.